Molecule: messenger RNA, 1267 nt
Organism: Physella acuta
Lineage: Eukaryota; Metazoa; Mollusca; Gastropoda; Physidae
Product: heparan sulfate glucosamine 3-O-sulfotransferase 1
Molecular function (GO): [heparan sulfate]-glucosamine 3-sulfotransferase activity
Source: RefSeq, a predicted model, not a curated record
AGACACACGAACAAUCUGUUUCUGUUCUCUCUGUGUUGCUGCGAGGACUACAGUUUACACUGUCAUUAAGAGCUUAGGUUUGUUAAUUUCAAAUAAGCAAAGCUGUGCGAUACAACCCGUUAGCGAUAUCGAAAGAAUGUGAAGGACACACCCAAUGUUACAAGUUGAGGUCAAGGACGAAGUACGUGCUGGAUGCUGCCCCAGGCUGACACGCUACCAGCUGAUAGGACUUGUCUUCAUACUUUCCUCAAGCCUCAUAUACAUGAUUAGCAUCAGGGUUAGUGAACACUGGGUUAGGGUUAGAGCAAGUUCGAGAACCUCAUCCCUUGUUUGUGCGUCUUACAUAGCUCACCAGAGAUUGGCUACAGUCUACACACAUGUAAAUAGUCCAGGAGACAGAAGAGGUCAUUUGACUUUUGAACCCAAUGCUAGCCGACAUUCCUACUUUCCGUCUGCCCUCGUUAUUGGUGCUCGGAAAGCUGGCACAAGAGCUCUUCUUCGUUUCAUCAACCUCCACCCUGAUGUCGUCAUAUCAGCCAAAGAGCUGCAUUAUUUUGACAGCUUCUAUGAAAAGAGCUUUGAUUGGUACCGCCGUCAGAUGCCUCUAUCCUUGCCACACCAGCUGACCAUAGAGAAGACACCAAACUACUUUGUCGAUUUAAAUGUACCGAAACGUGUCUACCAUUUUAACCCGUCGAUCAAACUUAUUCUAGUUGUAAGGAACCCAAUAGACAGGGCUGUAUCGGAUUACGUACAGCUUAAGUUCAAACUUAUGAAGAAGCAACAAAAGAAGAGGUUGGAGAAUGGUACAAUAUUUAGCUUCGGAGAUUUUGAGGACUACAUUUUUGUUGAGAACACAAGUGAAGUCAAUAAAUCGUAUGCACCCAUCAAAAGAUCUUUGUACUCUUGCCAUCUUGAACGCUGGUUGACCUAUUUUCGCCUUUCACAAAUCCUAGUUGUCGAUGGUGAAAAUCUCAAGGUAAAGCCUUGGGAGGAAACACAAAAGGUUGAAACCUUUCUGCACCUCCAACACCAAGUAAAACGCGAUCAAUUUGUUUACAACCAGACCAAAAGAUUUUUCUGCAUCAAGGGAGAAUCGAAACUAGGCCACGACCUACAUUUGACCAGCCCCCGAUGUUUAGCUGACAGCAAAGGGAGGCAACAUCCCAAAUUACGUCAUGGCACCAGAAAAAUUUUGCGAAAUUUCUUUCAACCUUUCAAUUCCAGAUUUUUCUCUAGAAUUGGUCGGAAAUUUAAUUGGAGCUAG